AUGAAGGAGAGGAAAUACCUUACGAUUCUCUCUCUCUCUCUCUCUCUCUCUCAAUCUCUCUGUAGAAUUCUAAAUCAGAUUGACAGAAAUGGGCAUUCCGUCAAACAUAAGGGAUGCAUGGGGAAAUCGCAGGCAAUCUCCGUUGAUUGCUUCCCCGGCUGAAGAGCAGAAGAUCAUGAACGCAAGACAUUGUACUCAAGAAGGUGUUCGUGCGGGAGCCAAGGCAGCUGCAAUUGCAUGUGUCGCCAGUGCUGUGCCUACGUUGGUUGCUGUUCGUAGUGUUCCUUGGGCAAAGGCAAACCUCAACUAUACUGCUCAGGCACUCAUUAUAUCUGCUGCCUCCAUUGCUGCAUACUUCAUCACGGCGGACAAAACCAUCUUGGAAUGCGCUCGAAGAAAUGCACACUACGAUAAAUCAGCUUAAUACGUAGGAUCUCCUGCUCCAUCCCAGAAUCAUGUCGGAGUCAUCUCAUUUUGGGAGUAGAUUUGAUGUUGUUGUAUCUUCAAAAAUCUUAAUACGAACAAUAAUUCCGUGUUUGAAGACACUCUGCAAUACUAAAAAAAUUAAUAUUAGUUGUGCAGUAUUUGUAUAUUAAAUAACAAGAGAUAAGUAGGAGAUAGAAGAGAGAGGUAGGUGUUGUAGUUGAAUUGUUUGGCAUUAGAGGCCGUGCAGAGAAAUUGAUGUUUUUG
Molecule: messenger RNA, 690 nt
Organism: Ilex paraguariensis (yerba mate)
Lineage: Eukaryota; Viridiplantae; Streptophyta; Magnoliopsida; Aquifoliales; Aquifoliaceae
Source: the annotation of a GenBank genome assembly